CCCACACGUGUUUGUCGACCAACGAACUCCCCUUUAUCAAAUAAUUUAUAAAAAAACAAGUUUAUUUUAGACAUAUAUCACAGCCACGGGCCAGCGCAAGGAAAACAAGUCAUCAUCCACCCGAACUGGAAGCAAACCCAGCAAAUCCCAGAAAAAACACCCCACCACCCCGCCAUCCACCCCGCCAUGGCCGACAUAGACCUCUCCACCGGCACGCCCGACGCGCAAAUCGACCACUCGGCCUCGAUCGAGUACUGGUCUGGCAUCAACGCGGACGUCGACGGCAUGCUCGGCGGAUUCCCGCACGUGAGCCGCGUCGAUCUACAAGGUAGCAGGGCGCUGAUGGCGAAGCUGGGGGUUUUGGCUGGGAAGAAUGAGGGGGAUGCGAAGCCUUUGAGGAGGGCGGUUGAUUGUGGGGCUGGGAUUGGACGCAUUACGAGAGGCUUGUUGCUGUCGCUCGCGGAUAAGGUGGAUGUUGUGGAGCCGAUUAAGAAGUUUACGGAUGCGCUGGCGGAUGUACCGGGUGUGGGGGAGGUGUAUAAUGUUGGGCUGGAGCUGUGGAAGCCGGCGAGUGGUGCGGUGUAUGAUCUUGUUUGGAACCAGUGGUGUGUUGGUCACCUGACGGAUCUUCAGCUUGUUGGGUAUUUGCGGAGGUGUGGGGAGGCAUUGAGGAGAGAGGAGGGGGGUAAGGUGGUGGGGUGGAUUGUGGUGAAGGAGAAUUUGACGAGUGAGGAGGAUGUGUAUGAUGAGACUGAUAGCAGUGUCACUCGGACGGAGGAAAAGUUCAAGGAGUUGUUCAAGGAAGCAGGGCUACAAAUUGUGAGGACGGAGUUACAGCGAGGGUUUCCUAGGGAAUUAUAUCCUGUGAGGACGUGGGCUCUACAGCCUAUGAUCUAAGAGGGAUGUAUUAACAUAUAUCAAGAGAUAUUAGUAAUACAUAUGAGAUGAAUAAUGAAGAAGGAGUCUCGUUAGUACACUUCUUGCCAAAGAACGGGAAAGAGCCUGAAGUGGG
Molecule: messenger RNA, 1012 nt
Organism: Pseudogymnoascus verrucosus
Lineage: Eukaryota; Fungi; Ascomycota; Leotiomycetes; Thelebolales; Thelebolaceae
Exons: 3
Coding region: 187-897 (236 amino acids)
Biological process (GO): N-terminal protein amino acid methylation
Cellular component (GO): cytoplasm
Molecular function (GO): N-terminal protein N-methyltransferase activity
Source: RefSeq, a predicted model, not a curated record